Lotus japonicus is the source of this 1203-nucleotide messenger RNA. Its product is annotated as NAC domain-containing protein 83-like. The record is from RefSeq and is a predicted model, not a curated record. Bases 336 to 1043 code for a protein of 235 amino acids. Gene Ontology annotation, biological process: regulation of DNA-templated transcription. The transcript is spliced from 3 exons. Gene Ontology annotation, molecular function: DNA binding. Lineage: Eukaryota; Viridiplantae; Streptophyta; Magnoliopsida; Fabales; Fabaceae.
AGAAGCUACACUGCAGUGCACCCUUCUCCAUGCCCUUUUGCUUUCUUUAUAUAUCCAAUAAUAUUAAUAAUAAUAACUCCCUUUUCUCUCUUUCUUCUUUCUUACUUUAAUCUUUCUUGUUGAGAGACACACAGAGAGAGACAGAGAGCUCCUCAUCUCCUCCUUUCCUUUGUUUAUUCUUCUGGUUCUGGUCUUCCCCUCCCUCCUCUAGCUUUGCUUUAAUGGGCUUAUAAGAACGAACCAACUCCCUACGCACGAGUGGAUAUAUACAUGAACACACUAGCUCACAUACAGCUAGCAUAGCAUAGCUUACUUGAUUGAUUGUGCUUGUGCAUAUGGAGAAGGUGAACUUUGUGAAGAAUGGUGAGCUUAGAUUGCCUCCUGGAUUCCGUUUCCACCCGACUGAUGAGGAACUGGUUGUUCAAUACUUGAAGCGGAAGAUCUUCUCCUGCCCCUUGCCAGCCUCUAUCAUUCCUGAGGUUGAUCUUUGCAAGUCUGACCCUUGGGAUUUGCCAGGUGAUUCUGAGCGAGAGAGGUAUUUCUUCAGCAUGAAAGAGGCUAAAUAUCCGAAUGGGAAUCGAUCCAACAGAGCCACCAGCUCAGGUUACUGGAAGGCAACUGGGUUGGACAAACAGAUUUCAACUUCUAAAGGGAACCAAGUUGUGGGGAUGAAAAAGACUCUGGUUUUCUACACAGGCAAGCCACCUCAUGGAUCCAGAACUGAUUGGAUCAUGCACGAAUAUCGCCUCCUUACCAAUACCAAUACCACUACCACCCAGGGGCAUGUGCAGGUUCCCAUGGAAAAUUGGGUUCUGUGUCGCAUAUUUUUGAAAAGGAGAGGUGGUGUCAAAAACGGGGAAGAGGAACACUCUUUUAAUAACAUUAGUCUCAAGGCGGGCAAGGCGGGUAGGGUAGUUUUCUAUGACUUCUUGGCUCAGAACAAGAUUAAUCCUGCUUCCUCUUCUUCAUCCUCUGCCACCAGUGGAAUCACCGACAAUAAUGAAUCCGAUGAGAGCAGCACCUCCAAUAUUUUGACUAGAUGAAAAAAACCUUAACCUUAACUUGAAGCUUAAUUGCUUGUGAAUUGUAAUUUCCCUUUUGUAGUAGCACCUGCUCUUGUUAUUUUCGAUGGAUCGGAAUGAAUAUUGCUAGCUCAUCCAUCUCACAAAACAAAUGAAGCCUUUGCUUUGCCUCUUUCUUUAA